AUGCCUGUAUUGAGGCUGAAGUUAAAAAUACGCAUGUUCUUUAUAAUGACGGUGAUAUGGAAAAGUAUUUUGUGGAUAAUGUGUUUUCUUGCAAAGUAACGAAUAAGUCGAAUGAAGUUGUUGGAAUAAAUCAAUCAAAACAAAACAAUAUAUUGCGUGCCUUCAUGGGCACAGAAACUAGUUUAAAUCAGAAUAAUUCAGAAUUCAAAGAACUUACGGAAGAUUCCAACACAAAAAGAAGUAUAAAUAAUGAAACCAAUACACCAAGCAAGUUAGAACUUGGAAGCAUUACUUCUUUAAAGAAGAAGCAUGGUUUGUGUAAAAUAAGAGAAAAAGAUGUCAAUAUUAGUUGCACAAGAAAUGAUGUUUCACCAAGUACAAUCAAUAUAAAAUCGUUUAACAGUAAUGUAACAAAAAGCAAAGCAGAGAAAUCAUCAGAAAUGAAUCCUUCUAUCCUUACUAUCUGUACUCAAGAGCGACACAAAUUGGCUUCUUGGGGUUUACCACCAAAUAUUCUUCAGAAAUAUGAAUUACGAGGAAUAAAAGAUAUGUUUGCUUGGCAAGUCGAAUGUUUAUCGAAUCAUAAAGUACUUGAAGAGAAACGUAAUCUUGUGUAUUCAGCUCCAACGUCAGCAGGAAAAACAUUAGUGGCAGAAAUUCUUAUGAUAAAAACAGUAUUAGAAACACACAAAAAAGUGAUAUUUAUUCUGCCAUUUGUCUCUGUUGUCAGAGAAAAAAUGUAUUAUUUUCAAGAUUUGUUAUCUGACAGUGGUAUUAGAGUUGAGGGAUUUAUGGGUGGUAUUGCCCCACCUGGAGGGUUUACAGCUACUCACGUCGCAAUAGCAACGAUUGAAAAAGCAAAUUCCUUAAUAAAUCGUUUAAUGGAAGAAAAUGAGUUAAUCAAUUUAGGGGCUGUAGUGAUCGAUGAAUUACAUCUUGUUGGUGAUUCUAAUCGAGGAUAUCUUCUUGAAUUACUUCUAACAAAAUUAAAGUAUAUGACCCUUAGAAGUGAAAAUGUUAAUAUACAACUGAUUGGCAUGUCUGCAACACUUCCAAAUUUAUCCAUGUUAGCAGAAUGGUUGGAUGCAGAAUUAUAUAAAACAGAAUUUAGACCAGUACCUUUAAACGAACAGUGCAAAAUUGGUAAGAAUAUUUAUGACAAUAAAUUACAUCUUAUCAGAAGUUUAACACCAAUGGCAGAAUUAACCAUGGAUUCGGAUGAUAUUCUUCACUUGUGCAUCGAAACAGUAUCUGAUGGACACAGUGUGCUGAUUUUUUGUCCAACAAAAAAUUGGUGUGAAAAGUUAGCUGAACAAAUAGCAACUGCAUUUUCCAAACUAGGUCAGAAAAAUACACAACUUGGUGAAACUUUAAGACAACAAUUAAAUUCUACAUUAAUCUCCGAAACAUUGGAGCAAUUAAAACGUAGUUCUAUAGGUUUAGAUAAAGUGCUAAAAAACACAGUUUCGUUUGGAAUUGCUUUUCAUCACGCUGGUCUUACGAUGGAUGAACGUGAUAUUAUAGAAGGAUCUUUUAGAUCGGGAUCUUUGAGAGUCCUUAUUGCAACAUCAACUUUAAGCAGUGGAGUAAAUUUACCAGCAAGAAGGGUAAUUGUAAGAUCUCCAAUGUUCGCUGGUAGAUUAUUGGACAAUCUUACUUAUAAACAAAUGAUAGGACGUGCAGGUAGAAUGGGGAAAGAUACAGCAGGCGAAAGUAUACUUGUAUGUAAAUCGAAUGAAAGAAAAGCAGCCGAAUCGUUAUUAUCAGCCACAUUGGAACCUAUUGUUUCUUGUCUUGAAAACUCGGGACCUUUAAUUCGAGCUUUUUUGGAAGCUAUAGCUAGUGAAGUUGUGCAUACAGCAUCAGAUCUCGAAUUGUACACUAAAUGUAUGUUAAUAAAUUUGAGCGACGAACUUAAUCCAAAAAACUCUUCAAAAGAAGCAAUUAAGUUUUUAGUAAACAAUGAAUUCUUAUUAUUACAACAAACAGAUGAUGGGCACAGAUGGGUAGCUACAGCUUUUGGAAAAGCAUGUUUAGCGGCUUCUAUACCACCUAGAGAUGGUUUAUUUUUACUUGAAGAACUUCAAAAAGCAAGGCGAUGCUUUGUAUUGGAUACAGAAUUACACGUAAUAUAUUUAGUAACACCUCUCAGUUGUGGAAAUCAAAUUGGAAACAUCGAUUGGAUGACCUUUUUGGAACUAUGGAAAAUGCUUUCAGAAAGUGAACGUAGAGUUGGUGAACUCGUUGGUGUUGAAGAACGAUUUUUAACUUCGGCUAUUAAGGGCAUCGUACGACCGGGAAAAUCACUUAACAUACAUAAGAGAUUUUAUACUGCACUGGCUUUGCACGAUUUGGUACGCGAAGUUCCUCUUAACACAGUUUGUACAAAAUAUGGCUGUUGCCGUGGAGUCUUACAAAGCUUACAACAAUCUGCUUCUGUAUUUGCUGGGAUGGUCACACAAUUUUGUAAGCAACUGGGCUGGGACUGUAUGGAAUUAUUAGUUUCCCAAUUUCAAACGAGGUUACAAUUUGGUGUAUGCAGAGAAUUAUUGGAUUUAUUACGUCUUCCAAUGUUAAAUGGAUUGCGUGCUAGAAGUCUUUAUAAACAAGGAAUCACAUGUGUAGCAGAUUUAGCCAUUGCUAAUGAACUUGAUGUUGAACGUGCACUUUAUAAAGCACUUCCAUUUGAAAGUGAAAAAGAACAAGAUGGUGAACACGAAUCAGAAGCAAUAAAACGAAAUAAAAUGAGGACAGUAUUUGUUACUGGAAAGGAUGGUUUAACGCCUCAUGAAGCUGCAAUUAUGUUAGUACAUGAAGCUAGAGUAUUAGUUCAGAAUGAAUUGAAGUUGCAGGAUAUGUCCUGGAAACAAAAAUCUGUUACAAAUGAAUCUCGUAUUGAAACAAGUUUGCAAAUACAACAAGAUACAUUUCAAAGUACAGAAUGUACAAAUGCACAACCAACCAUUAAAAUUUCUACGUAUAACAACGCACAAAUUGAAGUUCAUGCAGACAAUAAUGUAUUCCGAGAUAAACAUUCACAGAGCUCGUGUGCAAUAAAUACCCAAACUAUUACUUCCGUUGAUCAAGAAAAAGAUUUAUUAAGUAACAAGUCGUAUAAGAACGAAAAAUGUAAAGUUAAUACAUAUGCCGCAGAAAAUGAUAAAGAUUUUGAAUGUAAUCUGAAAAACAAAAUACAAAAUAAGAAUGAUGAUAUAAAAGUUACUGACCAGUUAUUGCAAAUAGAUGUUCCAAAAAUUUUAGAUACUUCGACCGAAAAACUGUCUCUUGAUUUCUUUGAAGACAGUAGUUUCAGGAUGAUGGAUGAUUCGCUAAAAAAAAGAGACAGUGAAUCAUUGAUUAGUUUCAAAGAUAAGAAAAAUCGAACUCAAAAUUUUACUUUUAAACAUCCAGUAGACGACAUACAAAAUUCUGAAAACACAAAUAAUAUAUUGAUUAAAAAGAUGAGAACCUCAAAUGGAAUAGAUACUGGAAUAUCAGCCUGUGCAAAUGGGAUUAUACGAACAUCUAGUUUUGGGAAAGAUGUAGAACUAAGAGUUUCAAAAAGUCCCAGUUUAUUUGAUGAUAGUUUAAAUCUUGACACACAAAUCUGUAAUGUUCUCGAGCAAAAUAUUAUUGAUUCCUUAGAUUUUUCAGAAUUUGAGGAGACUAAAUUGUCUGAACACAAAUUGACAAUGGAAAGUAAAGAAAUACCGAGGUUACAAACCAAUCAAAGUGAUAAUAAUGAAACACAAACAGAGAAAGCUUUGAAAGAUAAACAUAUAAAUAAAAGUUCUAUGGAUUUUACAAAUUUACAAGCAAAACACAGUACACUGUUUUGGGAAGAUGAUUCUUGGAACGUACCAAUUAAUUUAACAGAAAAGUUGAAUCAAAUUAGUGAUAAAAAUAACGAGAUAUUUACCAAGCGUAAUAUCAAACAUGUAAAAAAUGCAAAUAUACAGCAUAUUGUGGAAACUGCUGACACUAGUCAUAAUACACCAGACAUGAAAAAACGAUAUGAUAUAAAGUUUGAAAAAUCUACGGAUAUUCCUGACGGUUUCAAAAAAGUAUUGUAUAAACGUAGAUUUAAAGAUAUGUCAACUGAAAAAUCACCUGUGGCAAAUAUAAUUGUUUUUAACCAUAAUCGUACAACAUCAUUAGAUUCGAACAAGUCGGAUUCAGAUGAUAUUAUUAUUGCUUCACAAAAUAUAAAUUCACCUGCUACGGGUAUUAUGUCACAAGCAAAGUUAGAUUCUGGAAGAAAACAAAAAAUAUGCACUCAAAAAGUUGUCAAUUAUGUAUCAAAUAAUGUUACAAAAUUUACAAGUUCUGUUUCAAACACGAUACAAAUUGAAAAAUGUAAAAUUAAGCCUAAAAUAAAGGAAAUACUUGCAACAAAAAUAAAAAGUAAAAAUUGUAGUACAGAUAGUAUAAUUUCAAAUUCAGACGAAGAUACUCUUAUAAAAUCUCCAAAGAUUUUACAAAAAUCAAAACAUACCGUAAAAAAGAAACAAAAAAUUCCAGAAACAUGCUUGCAAACUAAGAAGAUUAACAAGAUAAACGAAACAGUGAAUUGGAAUACGUUAAAUAUUAUAAAAGUCGGAAGUGAUAGAGGAACAUUUAAUUUAUUUAAACGCGAAGUAAUGCAAAAACAAUAUAUUGCUCUAGCUUUAAAUUGCGAAAUGUAUAACAAUGAUACAAAUAGUAUAGGUUCUAGAAUUAUUAGUUCCACCAAUACCGAAAGGAAGAGAUCUAAAAAAGUAGACAAUUAUAUUUAUGCAGAUAAAAAGUUGUGUGGUGUGGCUAUUUCUUGGGAAAGCAAUAUUGCAUAUUAUAUUUCUUUCUCUAAUGAGCAAGAUAUAAAAGUUCCAAGCAAAGAGCAAAUGAAGCUAUUAAAUGAAUUACUUAAAAAAGAACAUUUAAAUGUAAAAUGUUUUGCAACUAAAAAAACAUUUAAAACUUUGUAUGAAUGCUGUGAUAUAUCUGCGAGUUGCAAAUUUUUGGAUCCGAAAAUAGCAACCUGGUUACAUGAUGGUACAGUUUAUGAAAAAACGUUUAAUGAAAUGGUUAAAGAAUAUUUUCCACAAGGAUGCUUCAUAACAAAACGGAUAGGUGCAUGUUAUGAUACAGGACCUGGAUUAAACAUCAAAAGCACAAUACCAGGAGAAUUCAGAGCAUCUGCAGAAGCUGUACUUACAUGGUACAUGACAGACACUCUUUUAGAAAGAUUAGAACAAUUAAGUCCAACAUUACUAUAUACAUUUAAAGACAUUGAGAUGGAAAUAGUGACCUUACUAGCGCGUAUGGAAUUAACUGGUUUUGGUGUGUCUUUAAAGUCGUUACAAGAUUUGUCUUCUGCUAUUCACAAAGAGAUGAUAUCAUUGCAAGAACGAGCAUUUGAAUUGUCUGGAAAAAAAUUCAAUUUCUCUUCAUCUAAAGAAGUUGGCGAGAUUUUAGGUUUAUACAAAGGGAAAAAAGUUAGCAUUAACAAAGUUGUAUUAGGACAAUCUGAUCAUCCAAUAUCUAGUUUAAUUAUGUCAUGGCGUAAAUUAAAUGCAACUCUCUCUAAAAUUGUAUACCCAAUAUUGAACUUGGCCCAACACAGUUCCCGCAUUCAUGGUAAUUGUGUUACAUGUACAUUAACAGGUAGAGUUUCAAUGCACGAACCAAAUUUACAAAAUGUGCCAAAAGAUUUUAAUUCUGAAGAUAAUAGUUUUAUGAUAAGCGUUCGAAUGGCGUUUGUACCUGCUAUAGGCAAUAUUAUAUUGUCAGCAGACUACUGUCAACUUGAAUUGAGAAUAUUAGCUCAUUUUUCAAAAGAUGCUAUAUUGUGUGAUAUUAUGCGGAAGCCGGGUGAUAUUUUUAAAAGCAUUGCAGCAAAAUGGAAUCAUACAUCUGAAGAUCAGGUGGAUGAUCAAAUGCGUCAACGUACAAAACAAUUGUGCUAUGGAAUGAUCUACGGCAUGGGAGUAAAAUCGUUAGCCGAAAAUUUGUCCAUAGAUGAAAUUAAAGCUAAAGAAUUUUUAGAAUCUUUUAUGAACACAUACCCAGGUAUAUCUAUAUGGUUAAGCAGUGUGGUGAAAGAAGCACGUAUAAAUGGAUACGUAACAACAAUCUUAGAAAGACGUAGAAUGGUUCCUGGAUUGGCAAGCACAAGUACAACAGAAAAAUCACAAGCGGAACGUCAAACAGUGAACACUAAAAUACAAGGUUCUGCAGCAGAUAUUGCAAAAAAAGCAAUGGUAAAUAUCGAAGACAAAAUGCGAUUUGAAUUCCCAAAUUCAGCAACUAUUAUGCCUGCUGUUUAUUCUAUACGUAAAUUACGAAGUAAUAGUAGAGAAGCGCAACAAAGAGGUGGUUAUUUGGUAUUACAACUUCACGAUGAACUAUUGUAUGAGGUAAAUAUAAAAGAUUUACGACAAGUUGCAACAAUAGUAAAAGAAUCAAUGGAGCAAGUAUGUCAACUUGCAGUACCAUUACCUGUAAAACUAAAAGUUGGACCUGCAUGGGGGGAUCUAUCUGAAUACACUUUUCAACAUUGAUCUAUUUAGUUUUAUCGUUAAUGGUAGUAAUACUUGCAAAUAUAAGUUUUAUAUUUAUGUCCUUUAAUAUAGAUUUUCAAUUGAUCGUGUUAUUCGUAAUUACAUGAACUGUAUAUAUUUACAAUAUAUUUUUAUUAUACACUUUUAUACUGUGAGCUAAA
Messenger RNA from Colletes gigas, 6700 nucleotides. RefSeq names its product DNA polymerase theta (gene DNApol-theta). Gene Ontology annotation, biological process: double-strand break repair via alternative nonhomologous end joining; DNA-templated DNA replication. The record is from RefSeq and is a predicted model, not a curated record. Lineage: Eukaryota; Metazoa; Arthropoda; Insecta; Hymenoptera; Colletidae. The transcript is spliced from 22 exons. Gene Ontology annotation, molecular function: ATP binding; DNA-directed DNA polymerase activity; DNA binding. The coding region runs from base 57 to 6539 and encodes 2160 amino acids.